CUCGUACCUUGUCUCAAUCUUCCAAGGACCGCAGACUGCCUGUAGUCUGCUAAAUCAGAAGCUUCUCGAUCACAGGAAAGCAAUACUCGCUUCAUGGAUUCCUCCUCUAGUCGCAACUUGAAAUGUGAAAGGGUCUGCUCAGUGUAUGCGACACGGAGGAAGCAGCGCUUACGAUGUAUAAAAGACGCAAGCGAGUGAGCUCUUGUUGAAACGCAUCCAACCCUUACACCUACUAAACCAUCAUCACAACCAUGACUAUCCCAGUUCCGGGCACAUACGUGAUCUACAACAUCCAAUAUUCCACCCUAGAUGUCGAUUUGCACUGGGCCAAUGUCACUGACGGUGCUCCUGUCGUCGGUUACAUCUACAACGAAUCCACUCAGAACAUGCUGUGGAAUCUGCAGGUUGUCGAUGAAGAGCAGGGUCUAGUGCAAUUCAUCAACCUCGCGGGCAACAAUUAUGCUGGAGUCUCUGGCGAAAUCAAUGGCUCUGGGGUUAUAGGAUCCUCCAUCGAAACCACUUUCAGACUCCACGAGAGGAAAGAUGGGGAAUAUGAGAUUCAGACACAUAACUCUGAGCUCGUUUGGGAGCUGCCUGACGGAAAUAACUACACUGAGAUCAUCCUCUCCCCUCCCAUCAGCUUCUAUGAUAACCAGGCUUGGCAGUUCAUGCCAGUUGAUGGUAACUGACACUGAAGAGGGAGACAAAGCACUGGCGACAAUGACUUUACAUCAUUA
Messenger RNA from Suillus fuscotomentosus, 737 nucleotides. RefSeq lists its product as uncharacterized. NCBI's taxonomy places the organism in Eukaryota, Fungi, Basidiomycota, Agaricomycetes, Boletales, Suillaceae. The record is from RefSeq and is a predicted model, not a curated record. Bases 252 to 689 code for a protein of 145 amino acids. The transcript is spliced from 6 exons.